AGGAAUAUCCCCUCAAAUGUCUCCAUAUAACAUCCUGGAAUUGUAUAGAAUUAAAUGUUUAUUCACAAUACAGGUUCCUAUAAGGUGUCAGGACGUGGCGGUCUAUUUCUCCAUGGAGGAGUGGGAGUAUGUAGAAGGACACAAGGAUCAGUACAAGGAUCAGGUCAUGAUGGAGGAUCAGCAGCCCCUCACAUCACCAGUCAGAUCCAGUAAGAGAACAGCACCAGAGAGGUGUCCCCGUCCUCUUCUUCCACAGGAUGAUCAGGGUGAAGAUCCGAACAAUAUUAAAGCUACAGAGACAGAUGUGAGCGGCGAUGAGCAGGAUAAGGAGAACUUUCCUACGGAGAAAGAUCUGAUCUAUAUUAAUGCUACAGACAUAAAGGAAGAAGAAGAGACAGAUGUGAGCAGUGAUGAGCAGUAUAAGGACAUUCCUACAGGGGAAGAUCUGAUCUAUAUUAAUGCUCCAGAGACAGAUAUGAGCGGUUAUGAGCAGUAUAGGGAGGACAUUCCUACAGGGAAAGAUCUGAUCUAUAUUAAUGCUACAGACAUAAAGGAAGAACAAGAGACAGACGUAAACAUUGAUGAGCAGUAUAAGGAGGACAUUCCUAUAGGGAAAGAUCUGAGCUAUAUUAAUGCAACGGACAUAAAGGAAAAACAAGAGACGGAUGUGAGCAGUGAUGAGCAGUAUAAGGAGGACAUUCCUACAGGGAAAGAUCUGAUCUAUAUUAAUGCUACAGAUAUAAAGAAAGAAGAAGAAGAGACAGAUGUGAGCGGUGAUGAGCAGUAUAAGGAGGACAUUCCUACAGAUAACUGCACUGUCAGCAGGAUUUCCAUGUAGACGACUAGAGGAAUAAUUUGGGAUAUUUCCCAGCACUUCUGUAUUGCUGGGGGCUCUGAACCGCCUCGGCUGUCGUCUGAUUUGUGCCCUAUGGAUUGUUCAUUGCUGCUGGAUGGGAGUGUGAUGGGGUCCAGGAGUGGGGUGUAUGUGACCUGAAGACCCUAUAUUAUGUCUACAUUAACUAUUUAUUAUCCGGAGGACGGGGAGAAGGUUCCAUGAUGUCACAUGCUGCACUUAUAAUGUUCUACUAAAAAGACUAUAAAUAUGGGCACAGUUAUUAAUAAAAUCUGUGUU
Messenger RNA from Hyla sarda, 1132 nucleotides. RefSeq lists its product as uncharacterized. The transcript is spliced from 4 exons. The record is from RefSeq and is a predicted model, not a curated record. Lineage: Eukaryota; Metazoa; Chordata; Amphibia; Anura; Hylidae. Bases 17 to 838 code for a protein of 273 amino acids. Gene Ontology annotation, biological process: regulation of DNA-templated transcription.